Messenger RNA from Chionomys nivalis (European snow vole), 2365 nucleotides. RefSeq lists its product as uncharacterized. Gene Ontology annotation, cellular component: axoneme. The transcript is spliced from 9 exons. Gene Ontology annotation, biological process: retina development in camera-type eye; axoneme assembly; photoreceptor cell development. Bases 1 to 1152 code for a protein of 383 amino acids. The record is from RefSeq and is a predicted model, not a curated record. Lineage: Eukaryota; Metazoa; Chordata; Mammalia; Rodentia; Cricetidae.
AUGCAGAAUGACAUUGCCAGGCAAACAAUAGCAGCUGCUGAGCAUAAAGGACCAGAAACUGCUUUUAAACACCAGAUUCAGAACCUAGUUUGGAACAUUACCAAGGGGUUUCCACUCCUGGAAAAAGUCAUCAAGAGGGACAGAAGGAGUCCUCCUGGGUCCAGGCUCUGCCAGGCUGCCGGGAGUGCGAAUGCCCGCAAGCGUGCGCCCGUGGGAGGCGCCUGCGCUCUUCCCUCAGGGGCCCAGCGCUGUGGUGAGGAUCCUCACGGUCAGCCUGGCCUCUCACUGGCCGUGGACCAGGACCCCAGGCCGCGCAACAUAGCCCCGAGGCGCCUCGUCAAUGCUCGCGCUCCACCUCACCCCCUCAGCUUCCUUCCUCCAUUCUGCACUCCGGAGAGCAAGCGCGGGCUGGAUCCGAACCUGGGCCGGAGCACCCAGAUCACGGCGCACUGCGGCUGGGGCUGUUGGGACGUUCCUUUAUUAAUUUAUUUGUGGAGAGCUAUCUCUGAGCAUCCGCGGUGGCCAGCACCAGGAGCAUUGAGCUGGAGCAAUUUGGAAGAACGGGACAGAAGGCCACGGCCAGGGUCGCGGAGAGGUGCUCCCAGCUCCUCCGGGGCCAGCAGCAUCUCUAGCCCCAAGGGCAAUGGGCUCUUCCUCAGCCUGGUGCACAUUGCUCACUGCAACUUCUACUGCACCUCGGAUUUGCAGGACUUAAACUCAGAGAAGAAGGCCAAGAAGGCAUGCUUCUACCGGAAUGGGGACCGUUACUUCAGAGGCCUGGUCUUUGCCAUCUCCAAUGAUCGCUUUCAUUCCUUUGAUGUGCUCCUCAUAGAGCUGACCUGCUUCCUGUCUGACAAUGUGAACCUGCCUCAGGGCGUCCGCACAAUCUACACCAUAGAUGGCAGUCGGAAGGUCACCAGCUUGGACAAGCUGCUGGAAGGUCUGAGCACUUGGGAACAAACAAGCAUCCACCCAUCCAAUCCUUACAGAAGGCCCCUGACUGGACUCAAGAUGCCCCCGCACCCCGAGAUCCCUCGCUGGAGACUGCAGGAAGAUUCCCAGAGCGCCACAGUGUCCACAGACUCUGCCCAGAAGGCGACCAGGACUCCACCGGUUGCCUGGGCCAUGCCCAGAGAGGCUUUAGGCCCCUGACUGAACUCAGGAUGCCCCCGGACCCCGGGAUGCCGCGCUGGAGGCUGCAGGAAGAUUCCCAGAGGGCCACAUAGGGCACAGAGGGCCACAGUGCGCCCCAGUGUCCACAGACUCUACCCAGACAGCGACCAUUACUCCACCGGGGGCCUGUGCCAUGCCCAGAGAGGCUUCAGGCCCCUGACUGGACUCAGGACGCCCCCGGACCCCGGGAUGCCUCGCUGGAGGCUGCAGGAAGAUUCCCAGAGGGCCACAUAGGGCACAGAGGGCCACAGCGCGCCCCAGUGUCCACAGAUUCUGCCCAGACAGCGACCAGGACUCCACCGGGGGCCUGGGCCGUGCCCAGAGAGGCUUCAGGAUCUGUUUGGAGGACCACAAGCCAUGCUAUGUUGAAUCUAUGAGCUACUGUCCUCAGACCAGGAAGAGCAGUUUGGCUGAGCUGUCAGAACUGCUUGGAUAGGGAUGAAUCAGGAGUCAGACAUGUUCUGUUGUUCUUUGUGGUGACCUGGGUAGUGGCUCUUGAACUCUGAGCUUUUUUGAGUGUGGUGGAGGCUCUGCCAUCCUGGCAUGGAAGACUAUGAGCUUGUAAUAUCGUUUCCUGAUGCUUUGUAAUUGCGAAUUUCUUUAAACAAUGCUGGCUAUAUUUCAGGAUUAGGCUUUGACUGGUCUAUGAGAGCCAAAAUAAACCAGCUAAUGAGUGACCUCUUGUCUCUCUGACUUUUCCUGUGUGAUUGUAGAUAAAGACGCAUCUGUGAAUGAAUUGAGUGCAUAGACAAAGUUUGAAGCUGGUAGAUUCACAGUACAGAAAAGGAGAGACAGGAGAACUUUCCUAUUUCAACAGUAACUGAGAUUAGCAAUGUUUAACUAUGUACUGAUUGCCUAAUUAGGAAUUAGGUAAUUAAUUUUAGAUGCUCCAUAAAUGUCCUGAUGGUCAUUUCUUGGUGUCCACAGAAUAGGCAAUGAAGAAUCUUGACUGACCUUAUUAUGAAACCCAAUUGCUAUAGUUACAAUAGUUCAAACAAAAUAGAUCAUAGUUAAAUGUUGUGUCCCUGCCUAACAGGACUGUUACUGGUUUUAGAUAUAUACCCUGAGUUAAAAGAUUUAGAUAUCUUUGAUGUGCUUUAUUACAAAUCCCUAGAUUAUGGAGCCCAUGGCCAUAAAUCCUGUUUCAACUUUUCAAAAUAAUUUCUUGAGAUUAUAACUAUAUCAUAUCCAC